AUGGAGUCUCCAGUGACGGAUUCCCCGGUGAGACCGGGUUUCCACAGAAUGGAGAUCCAGAAAACGACGUGGGACGUCCCGCAUAGAUACGCGAACCUGCAGGCCAUCGGCUCCGGAGCUUACGGGACAGUGUGCUCUGCCAUCGACCAGAAGACCAAGGAGAAGGUGGCCAUCAAGAAGCUCUACCGGCCUUUUCAGUCCCUCAUCCACGCCACGCGGGCCUACAGAGAGCUCAGGCUGCUCCGCCAAAUACAGCAUGAAAAUGUGAUCUGCCUUCUUAAUGUCUUCACACCUGACCCCACACUGGAGAAAUUCCAAACCUUUUAUAUGGUAAUGCCCUUCGUAGCCCAGGAUCUGGGCCACAUUAUGAAGACCAAGAGAUUAAGCAAUCGCAUCGUCACAUACCUGUUCUACCAGCUUCUAAGAGGCUUGAAGUACAUUCACUCUGCAGGGAUCAUUCAUCGGGAUCUGAAGCCUGGUAAUCUCGCUGUGAAUGAGAACUGUGAAUUAAAGAUUCUGGAUUUUGGCCUGGCAAGACAUACAGAGAGUGAAAUGACUGGUUACGUUGUAACACGGUGGUACCGAGCACCAGAGGUCAUAUUUAACUGGAUGCACUACAGUCAGACAGUGGAUGUCUGGUCAGCUGCGUGUAUACUGGCUGAAAUGAUCACUGGCCAGGUGCUUUUCCGAGGACAGGACAGUAUCGAUCAGCUGAAGAAGAUCCUCCGUCUAACAGGGACUCCAGACUCCUCCCUGGUGCAGAAGAUGCAGAGUAAAGAUGCACAAUCAUAUGUGCGAAGUCUCCCUCCACAAAAGAAGAAAAACUUCAAGGAAGCAUUUCCAGGCUUGGAUGACAAUGUUAUAGACCUGCUGGAGGGGAUGUUGCUGCUGGAUCCUGAGGCCAGGCUGACAGCUAAGCAGGGACUGUCCCACCCUUACGUGGCUGAAUAUCAUGACCCAGACUGCGAACCAGACUCUGAGCCCUAUGACGACUCCUUCGAGAGCCUGGAGCUCGCCGUUGGCGAGUGGAAGAGUCUGAUCCACAUGGAGAUCAUGACCUUUGACCCUGACCACCCAAGUAUGACAGCCAUGUAGACCCCUUCAACUGUU
Molecule: messenger RNA, 1110 nt
Organism: Pelmatolapia mariae (spotted tilapia)
Lineage: Eukaryota; Metazoa; Chordata; Actinopteri; Cichliformes; Cichlidae
Product: STKc_p38 domain-containing protein
Exons: 12
Coding region: 1-1095 (364 amino acids)
Biological process (GO): protein phosphorylation; intracellular signal transduction
Cellular component (GO): cytoplasm; nucleus
Molecular function (GO): MAP kinase activity; ATP binding
Source: RefSeq, a predicted model, not a curated record